Molecule: messenger RNA, 481 nt
Organism: Boleophthalmus pectinirostris (great blue-spotted mudskipper)
Lineage: Eukaryota; Metazoa; Chordata; Actinopteri; Gobiiformes; Gobiidae
Product: radial spoke head protein 6 homolog A-like
Exons: 3
Coding region: 133-444 (103 amino acids)
Biological process (GO): cilium movement involved in cell motility; axoneme assembly; cilium assembly
Cellular component (GO): axoneme; radial spoke
Source: RefSeq, a predicted model, not a curated record
GGAGAUUGAGAAGGAGAAGGACGAGGUUUUUGGUCGUGGUGUUUUGUGGGGCAGUGUCUGUUGAAAGGAACGUGUGGAUGUGGAGACGGAGCCAAGAGUGAACUGUUCAACACUCCUCCCUGGACUCUGAAGAUGUCGUCCAGUUUGACUCCAGAACACGCCGUGGCUUUUGUCCGCUCCAACCUGUGGCCCGGAGCUUAUGCCUACGCCACCGGAAAAAAGUUUGAGAACGUUUACAUCGGCUGGGGGCUGAAGUACACGGGGGAGGGGUACAGCCCGCCCGUGCCUCCCCCGCCGCAGAGGGAGUACCCGAGCGGCCCCGAGAUCACAGAGGACGGGGACCCCAGCGUAGAGGAAGAGCAGGACCUGAAGGACGCGCUGGAGGAGCAGGAGGCGGCCAAAGAAGAAGACGAGGAAGAGGAGGACGAGGACGAAGACGACUGAGGAACCAGCUGAAAUAUUCUGUGGGUUUUAAAAGGUU